Messenger RNA from Salvia miltiorrhiza (redroot sage), 1218 nucleotides. RefSeq lists its product as uncharacterized. NCBI's taxonomy places the organism in Eukaryota, Viridiplantae, Streptophyta, Magnoliopsida, Lamiales, Lamiaceae. Gene Ontology annotation, biological process: proteolysis. The record is from RefSeq and is a predicted model, not a curated record. Bases 1 to 1218 code for a protein of 405 amino acids. The transcript is spliced from 2 exons. Gene Ontology annotation, molecular function: zinc ion binding; nucleic acid binding; aspartic-type endopeptidase activity.
AUGAGGAAUACACGCGCACAGUCCCACAACGCCGAGAGUUCAAAUACUAAUCACGAAGCAGAAGCAGGACGAACUCAUCCAACAAAUGGAGGAGACUUCAUGAGUCAAUUCUUGAGCGCUUUACAGGGUUUUGUCCAACAGCAGGCCCAAACUCAGGCUACCCAAACCGACCUAAACCGAACCUCUAACACGAUAGAUCAAGCUGUAGAGCGAUUUCGGAACUAUAAUCCACCACGAUUCAAUGGACGUGAUGGACCACUAGCAGCCGAAGAGUGGUUGGAAGAGCUCGAACGUAUCUUCACUCACAUCAACUGUAGUGAUGAGCAGAAAGUUUCAUGCGCUGUUUUUCAACUCAAAGAGGACGCUCGACAAUGGUGGAAACAUUUCUAUCGCUUGUUGGGAGAGGAAGAUCGCAAUGUUCUAAAUUGGAAAAAUUUCAAAGAUGUGGUAAUGUAUAAAUACUUUCCCCUCUCAUUCAGAGAAAAGAAGGAGACCGAGUUCUUUGAGUUGAAACAAGGGAAUAUGACUAUAGAGGAGUAUGAAAGGAAAUUCAAUGAGUUGGCCCGUUUUGCUCCACACCUAGUUGAUACAGAAGAUAAGAUGAUCGCUAGGUUCAGAAAAGGGUUAAGAAUUGACAUCAAAGGAAUUAUGGCUGCACAUGUGAUUGACGAUUUCAGCGACCUGGUUAAGCGAGCGGAAGAAGUGGGCACGGCUCUUGGAACAAACCAUCCUACAUCAAAAUCGACAAAUCAACCAAUGAAGAGGAAAUGGGAAAAUCCUAACCAAAGUGGAGGAAACUUCCAAGAGAAGAGGUCGAAAUUUGGCAGUAACACCAGUGCAAACACACAAGUAACCAAACCACAAUGUCAGAAGUGUGGAAAGUUCCACAAUGGAGAGUGUCUGUGGGGAAAAAGAGUUUGCUUCUUUUGCCAUGAACCGGGACAUACAGUGAGUACUUGUCCUAAGAACAAGCGGAAUGUGCCAGAAGGGAGAAUGAACGUUGGGCUAAACAAAGGAAGUGGCAACGAGCCAGAAAGAAAAGGAAAUGCUCGUUUCUUUUCCUUAACACAACAAGAAGAAGUUGAGGAUGACAACACAAUGACGGGUACGUUAAUUAUAUCAGGAACACCUGCUGUUGUUCUAUUUGAUUCUGGAGCUUCACACUCAUUUAUUUCCCCUAAGUUUUGUCAAAAGAAUAAGAUUAUUUGGGAGGAAUAG